Molecule: messenger RNA, 879 nt
Organism: Capsella rubella
Lineage: Eukaryota; Viridiplantae; Streptophyta; Magnoliopsida; Brassicales; Brassicaceae
Exons: 1
Coding region: 150-719 (189 amino acids)
Source: RefSeq, a predicted model, not a curated record
AAUGGCUCAGCAUCUAUCUCUCUCUUCAGAUCCAUAAAUCAAUUCAUCCAACGGCUCAGAAUCAAUCUCUCUCCAUACUAAUCCACUUUAUAUAUAACUAACCAAACUGACUCAAUCUUCUUAAGGAUAUAACAAAAACAUUUUCAGAAAUGGCGACUUUGGAAUCUCCGUUAGAGGUUUUGGCUUUCGACUACGUCUUUAACAAUCUCUGGACAUGGAUAGCCGUCGUAACGGCCGCCGUUAGUUUCUGGCGUAUCCGAGCCACCACCACCACAACCACAGUGAUCAGAGACAAUGGUUUCAUAGAUGACUCUCCACGUGAGCCACCGUUGCCACAAGCGACGAAGGCUCCUAGGGUUAAGGUAACAGAGACAAAACCUCCUAGGGUUAAGGUAACUGAGACAGGAGAUUGGAGUUUGUUGUUGUGUAAUGACGGAGUUACAAAGGGGAAGUUAACGGUGUACUACGAGGAAGAGAUUGAGAGAGAGAUAGAUGAAGAUGACGGAGAGAUAACGGACGUUAAGUAUGGUGGAGGUGAGAGUGGAGAGUGGUGGGAGAGAUGGGAGAGAGUUGUGAAGAUGAGAAGCGGAGAUGAAGGUUGGUACCGUUAUGUGGAUUUAGCGGUGAUUAACGGGAGUGUUGUGAGGUUGUGGGAUGCUACUAAUGGAGUUCGUAAUGGUGGUUGGGUUAGUGUGGAGCGUAAGGAGUGCUUUUGUUGAGACAUGUUGGGGAAGAAAAGUUAUAAUUUUUUAAUUUGAGCAUGAUUAUUAUGAUUUAUUGAACCUUUUUUUGGUUUAAAGUCUAAUUUUUGGUGUAAUUUGUAUAUAUAUUUUAGUGGUAUAACUAUAUAUGAUUGUUGAAUAAGAUGAACAAGUUCAA